AUGGAUUUUCAGAUCUAUGGCUUCUGCACAAUCUUCAGUUUUCUUAUUCUCGCAAGUUCUGCAUUGCAACAAAAUCCACCGGCCCAGAUAAACUCCAACUCGGUUCUCGUAGCCCUUUUGGAUUCUCAUUACACUGAGCUCUCUGAACUGGUUGAAAAGGCACUUCUGUUACAGACUCUUGAAGGAGCUGUGUCGAAGCAUAAUAUUACAAUCUUUGCGCCGAAAAAUGAGGCCUUGGAACGAGAUUUGGACCCUGAGUUUAAGCAGUUUUUGCUUGAGCCCAGGAAUCUGAAAUCCCUUCAAAAUCUGCUGCUUUUUCAUAUGAUUCCGACUCGCAUUGAGUCUAACCAUUGGCCUGUGGAGAUGAACAACCCUGCUCAUCACACCAGUCUUUGCCGUGAUGCAUUUGAUGAAAAAAUUCAGUUAAUUAAGAAAAAUGGAGAGAAACUUGUGGGCGAGGCGAGGAUGUUUAAAGCAGAUGAUGUUGUUCGCCCCGAUGGGAUUAUCCACGGCAUUGAAAGACUAUUGAUUCCCAAAUCUGUGCAACAAGAUUUCAAUACCAGGCGAAGUUUAAGGUCAAUAUCUGCAGUACUACCAGAGGGAGCACCAGAAGUUGACCCAAGAACUCACAGGCUAAAGAAACCCGCGCCCCCGGUUCCUGCCGGCGCGCCUCCGGUUUUGCCCAUUUUCGACUCAAUGGCUCCCGGUCCAUCUCUUGCACCGGCACCUGCUCCAGGUCCUGGCGGACACCAGCAUCAUUUCGACGGAGAAAGUCAGGUGAAGGAUUUCAUCCAAACUCUCUUGCAUUACGGUGGCUAUAACGAAAUGGCCGAUAUUCUGGUCAAUCUCACAUCGCUAGCUUCUGAAAUGGGAAGAUUAAUAUCAGAAGGGUAUGUGCUUACAGUUUUGGCACCAAAUGAUGAAGCCAUGGCGAAAUUAACUACAGAUCAGUUGAGCGAACCGGGUGCGCCCGAGCAAAUAAUGUAUUAUCAUCUGAUUCCCGAGUACCAAACCGAAGAAAGUAUGUACAAUUCGGUGAGGAGAUUUGGGAAGGUGAGAUAUGAUACACUGAGAUUACCACACAAAGUGGUGGCUGAAGAAGCUGAUGGUUCAGUGAAAUUUGGACAAGGAGAAGCCUCUGCAUAUUUAUUUGAUCCUGAUAUAUACACAGAUGGAAGAAUUUCUGUACAGGGAAUUGAUGGGGUUUUGUUCCCGCUUCAAGAAAUCAAACCUGCUCCUCCUAAACCUACCCCUGUUGCUAAGGUUGUCUCAAACCAAAGACGAGGGAAAUUGUUGGAAGUAGCAUGCACAUUGCUUGGGGUCUGUUAUUAA
This is a messenger RNA of Fraxinus pennsylvanica, 1332 nucleotides long. NCBI's taxonomy places the organism in Eukaryota, Viridiplantae, Streptophyta, Magnoliopsida, Lamiales, Oleaceae. The record is from the annotation of a GenBank genome assembly.